AUGGUAAAGUCGGCCGUAAUUUGUUUCAAUAAGGUUCCUAGCGUAACGGCAGGAAAUCCCCUGCGUGUCGUUGUGGUCUCCGUCCUGGCAUGUCUGCUCCUCUGGCUCGUUUGGUCGAGAAGUAGAAGGCACCCUAACUGGAACAAGCUUCCGCCAGGCCCGAAGGGACUGCCUCUAGUUGGCAACUUGCCGUUCCUCAGCAAGUGUUUCGAUCCCGCUCAGUGCAAGGCAUGGGCCGAGAAGUACGGGCCGGUCUUCAGGAUAAACAUGGGUCCGGGGAACGUGGUGAUCCUGAACGACUUCAACUCCAUCAAGAAAUACUUCUGCAAACCGGAAGUCCUUUAUCGACCUUCAGACUGGAUCCUGACGCAUUCAGGUGUUGUCGGGGUGGCGACUAUAAAUGGCAAAGCCUGGGUCGACAACAGGCGGUUUUGCAUGCAAGUGCUGCGGGAUCUGGGUGUCGGCAAGAAAUCAAUGGAAAAACAUAUUCAGGAGGAGUCUCAAUACCUGGUCGAAAAAAUAGCCGAGACCAAAGGACGUGCCACCGACGCGCAAGAGUUCCUCACGCCGAGCGUGUCUAACAACAUCACGGCUCUGGUGUUCGGCCGUCGCUACCCGUAUGAAAACGCAAGCCGCAAGUACAUGGACGACCGCCUCGAAAGAGUCAUCAAGGUCCUCAGCAGGGGCUCCAUCGUGGGCAUCCUGCCAGCCUGGGUCUUCAGCAUCCUCGUCCGCAUUCCUUCGACGACAAGCAACGUCAUCAAGACGAUUGCUGACGACCUGCUUGGUUACGCAAGUCAGAAAGUAAAGGAGCACCUGGAAUCUUCAGAACUUCGAGCUGAGCGAGACUUCAUCGAUCGAUACCUGAGUAAAAUCAAGGAAAACGAUUGGAAUCCUGACUCCAGCUUUACCAUGAAUCAUUUAUUGGGCAACGUGCUGAGCUUCUUCAUAGCCGCGUCCAACACAGUCCGCACUUCGGUGCAGUGGCAUAUGCUCUGCCUGGCGGCUAACCGGGACACUCUUCAGCUGAGGAUCCAGCGGGAGAUCGACGAGGCGGUCGGCAAGGACAGGGCACCCACGUGGGAAGACCGCGACAAGAUGCCCUUCACGGUAGCCUCCAUCUGGGAGAUGUACCGGUGGAGGACGGACUCGCCCUUCGGGGUACCCAGAGCAGCCGGUGAAGACACCUUCUUCGGCGAAUACUUCAUUCCCAAAGGAACCAUCGUCAUGGCUAACUUUCGAGCGGUUCACAGCAAUCCGAAACUGUGGAAAAAUCCGGAACGCUUUGAUCCUACACGGUUCUUAACCGAGGGAGGUGCGCACCUGGCUCCAAAACCGGAUUAUCUCAUCCCCUUUUCUGUCGGCAAACGGAUGUGUCCAGGCGAGACGCUAACCACAGUGGAGAUCUUUCUGUACCUGACGUCCCUCUUGCAGAGAUUCGACAUUCUUCCCGAGGAAGGAAAGGCCAUCAACCUUGCGCCCGUCAGCGUCACCUUCAACAUUCCUUUUCCUCAGAAACUUCGUUUCGUACCUCGUUGUAAAGACUGA
Molecule: messenger RNA, 1548 nt
Organism: Ixodes scapularis (black-legged tick)
Lineage: Eukaryota; Metazoa; Arthropoda; Arachnida; Ixodida; Ixodidae
Product: cytochrome P450 2C28
Exons: 9
Coding region: 1-1548 (515 amino acids)
Molecular function (GO): heme binding; iron ion binding; oxidoreductase activity, acting on paired donors, with incorporation or reduction of molecular oxygen
Source: RefSeq, a predicted model, not a curated record